GUUUAGAGAGAAACCAGCUACAAUUCCCACUGAAGCCACUUCCUCCACUACAUAAACAUAAAAACACACACGAGUUUAUUCCAGCUAACUCUACACACUAGAGUUCCUCUUUCAGCGAGUAUAUAUAACAUCUGUCAGGCCAUUUAUUAACGGUUUUUUUUCCGUAUGUACGGGGAAAACAUGGCUUGGAAAGACUAGCUGUGCUGGAUUUAGUGAUGUUGAUGAAAGCUAAGCUGAUCUUUUCUAUCGUUUUAGAGCGGAAAAGGAUUGAAUAAACCGCUCAAGAUUAUUAUUUAUGAUUAUGACUGUAUCUACAGUGUAAAGUGUAUUGUGAAUAGCUGCGUCAGGAGUAUCUAUUUAUUAUUGGGAGCUUUUGUGGUUGUUGGAUAUAAUGUGGAUUGCUAACUGAAUCAUUAGCCACCCAGUUACAGGAUUCUUCUGUUAGUGAAGUUACUCGGAAUCCUCUAAAACCAGGACACCAGAUACACUAAGAGGACAGUGUAUUUUUGCAGACACCCAUAUAAUCAUGACUGCCAUGCGAGUGGAUGCUAAAGUGGUCAUGCUUGGCAAGGAAAGUGUUGGUAAGACCAGUCUUGUGGAGAGAUAUGUACACCACCGCUUUCUUGUGGGCCCAUAUCAAAAUACUAUAGGGGCUGCAUUUGUUGCAAAAGCCCUCAAUGUUGGUGACAAGGUGGUUACGCUGGGAAUAUGGGACACUGCUGGGUCUGAACGUUACGAGGCUAUGAGCAGAAUGUAUUACAGAGGAGCCCGUGCUGCCAUUGUUUGCUAUGACUUGACUGACAGCAGCAGUUUUGGAAGAGCCAGGUUCUGGGUGAAGGAGUUACAGAACUGUGAAGUGCACUGCAAGAUUUAUUUGUGUGGUACCAAGAGUGACCUUAUUGAAGCAGACAGAAGUAUGCGGCAAGUAGACUACCAUGAUGUGCAAGACUUUGCAGAUGAAAUAGGUGCACAACAUUUUGAGACCUCAAGCAAAUCAGGAAAAAAUGUUGAUGAGGUAUUUCAGAAGGUCGCAGAGGACUACGGUAACUGUGCUCUGGAAUUCAUGCAAGGGGAGAAGGGAGUGGACCUGGGACAAAAGAAGGACUCUUAUUUUGACAACUGCUGCCAUAACUGACCUAUCGCUGCAAAAAAACUGCUGCAUCAUAUGGUCUUUUUUGGAAUGACUGGAGGCUUGCUGUCUUUUACACCCCUCAAGGCAUCAACUAGAGUGUCCUGCUAAUGUUUUGCUCAUAUCUCUCUUUUUUUUUUGGUUUUUUUUUGCUGUGCAGUAUGUUGAGAUCAAGCUGUAUGAAGAAGAUAAAGGAUUCUACUUUUCUUGUUCUGAACACUUUUUCUUUUAAGAAUACUUUCUGAACCUGAGAAUGUUGACUCAAGCAAAUAUCAACAAUGCAUGGCAAUCCAUUUGACCAAAAAGAGGAAACCGCACAAAGAAGCGUGACCAAGGGAAAGAUGCCAUUGCAUGGUGAUGAUUGUUGCCAAUGUUCCCAAAGGCCACUGCUUUCACCCAAACAAUGCCUUGACUGAUUUGAAUCAUCUUUUUUUUAAAUUAUAUAUAUAUAAUUUAAAGUGUUUUCAUUUUAGCGGUCUUUGGAUUUUGAGCAUCAUAAUGUUUACACAAAUGUUCAUUUGUCUUUAUUUUGAUCUAUGAACAGUUUUGUUUCAUAUAAAUAUAAGCCCAUCACUUUGCCACACUAAGCUGGAGUGGUUUAAGUUGCAGUUUUCAUAAAUCUGAGAACAGUUGAACUAUUGUUGUCAUAAUGGUAAAGGUUUGGAUAUUGAAUGGGGUGGAUAAUUACUGAUAUAACUUUCCACCAUUUUAAACUAGAAGAUUAGUAAAGCUCGUACCACCAGAAGAAAAGCUGUUAUAAGCUCAUAAGGUAACACUUUACAAUAAGGUUUGUUUAGUUAACAUUAGUAAAUGAAUUAGGUGUCAUGAAAAUGACAAUGAACAAUAUUUGUUUUACAGCAUUUAUUAAUCUAGGUAAAAUGUUAAUUUAUAAAUAUAUAUUAUAUAAAUAUAUAUAUUCAUAAUGCAAUAACCUGUGUUAACAUAUACAUCUUUUAAUGUUAAAAAUGUAUUAAUAGAUAUUAUGUAAGUGUUGUUCAUUGUUUAUUCAUGUAAACUAAUGCAGUUAACUAAUAUUAACAAAAACAACCUUAUUUUAAAAGUGAUACCGCUCAUAAUUAUACAACCUAAGAAAAUAAUACCAUUGAAGAUACAGCAAUGACCCCCUGCCCUGACACGUGUAAUGUGUCAUUUUUAACCAUUCAAACAUCAUGAUGUUCUGUGAAUCAAUUUUUGAAAGCAUGUGCAUAAAUGCUGCCUGUCUGAUGCACCUUUAAAUUUGAGAAUGUUUGCCGUGUUGGAUAAUCAAGCCAAAAGUUUAGUGUGUAGUGUUGUCCCUUAUUUGCAAUUGACUGUUUGACGUCGUAGAACUUGUGUCGAGUUCCACAAAAAACAAAUGGACUGGCAGUAUGAAGAAUGUGAUCUUAAUGUUUACAAUGUAUUUUAAAAUUUCAUUUUACUGCAGUUUUGAUAAGAUGUUGUAAACUGGGACACUGUCAGUUAUAAACAUUUUUGUGCUUGUGAAAUCUUUGUAAUACAGCCUUAGUUUGCUUAGUUUAUACUGUGCCUGUAUUAAAUAGUACUCAAAGAGGCCUGUAGCUAAAGAUAUUGUUCUCUUUGUGAAAAAUUGCAUACUUAAUGCAAACUUGUUGUGAGAGAUUUUGAAAUUGUGCCAUUUUAGCAGGCCCCUAUUUUGAGUUCAUUUGUUACAUUUCAAUGUAAAUUCCAUGAAAACUACAGUGAUCGUAAUCACAAUAUAUUCCAAGUUUACACGGCUAAUGUUGUAACUUUUUGAAACACCCAAAACAUCUAUGGGAACUUUAACAAUUAUUUAAUUUACUGUUUGAUUAAAUAAGAGAUGUAUGUUACCAGUUAGGUAACAAUUUACAAUAAGGUUGUUUCUGUAAACAUGAGUUAACUACAUUAGUUAACAUGAACUAACAAUGAAAAAAUUUUUCAGCACAUUAAUCAUGGUUAAUGUUCAUUUCAACACAUACUAAUAAAUUUUUUAAUUAAAAGUUGUACAUGUUCAGUUAAUGCAUUAUGAACUAACAGUGAACAAUUGUAUUUUCAUAAAUAAUCACUAACAACACUGUAAAACAUAUUGUUCAUUAUUAGUUAAUAAUCCCUAAUGCAUUAACUAACGUUAGCAAACAGAACCUUAUUGUAAAGUGUUACCAAUGAUGCCAUAAAAAGAAGCAGACCUAAGUAAUUUUUUGACCAGAUAUGGAAUUUAUGGGUAAAAUAUCAAACCAAGAAACUCUGUACUGAUUACCACAUGAAAAUGGUUUGUGGUUGGUUCACUUAACUUUAAAUCACCUUGAGUGUGCAUGUGUUAAUAUUGUAAAAAUGAAAUGCUGAGGAGUAAUCACUAUAGUUUUCCUUUUAAGAUGGGCUUUCUCACCAACAUGAGAACAUAAGCAAUGCUGUCUAUCACAUCGGAGGAAUGGAUUUCAUUUAAAUGAUUACAGAUAUCAUCUUGAAGCAAAUCUGUACAUUAGUAAAACCUUUUUGGGCCCUCAGUAAGAUGACUGAAGCUGCUGUGGAACCUGCUAUCUAUAUUUUCUAUAACAGUAUAUACUGAAAAUAAAAAAAAGUCUUUGUAAAAUGUCAAA
This is a messenger RNA of Myxocyprinus asiaticus (Chinese sucker), 3702 nucleotides long. Its product is annotated as ras-related protein Rab-24-like. The record is from RefSeq and is a predicted model, not a curated record. The transcript has 9 exons. Lineage: Eukaryota; Metazoa; Chordata; Actinopteri; Cypriniformes; Catostomidae. The coding region runs from base 527 to 1135 and encodes 202 amino acids. Gene Ontology annotation, molecular function: GTPase activity; GTP binding.